AUGUCUAGUGAUGAUCCAGUAGCGUCUAGGGGCGAAGAAACGACUCUUGUCUUGUCAGGCAUUGGUACAGAAUUGUCGGAUAGAAUGCUUAUGAAUAUGUACCGCACAUAUGGUCCUAUCGUCCGUGUCCGACAUAAUGGAACCAAUUCGGCUCAAGUAAUCUUUGCACAGAAACCUCACGCUUUGAAGGCUAUGAAGGCCACCAAUGGUGCUGUAGUGUAUGGCAAGACGCUCAAAGUUUCUCUCCAGCGCCCAUUUAAAAAGACAACAGAGCCGUGUCGGGGUUUUGUAGCUGGAAUCUGCCGAAAAGGCGACAUGUGCAAAUAUUACCAUGUUACCGACGAUGCGGCUUUUGCUACGCAAGUUCCUCCUCUCUGUACCAAAGCACCGCGUGAGCCCAAGAUAAGAGCUCCAAAGUCUAUGGAACGAAUUGCUAUACCACCAGAGAUCCAAGCAAUUCCAGACAAGAAAGUUUGCCGUCAUUUUUCACGCGGCUACUGCUCGCAAGGUGAACAGUGUAAAUUUGCCCACGUGUUAGGCCUCCCCAAUCAGGCGGUACCUGCACCUACUGGGAAGGUUGCACAGCCUUGUUUAUUCUUUCAGAGCGGAGUGUGCGCUCGUGGUGAUGCGUGCAGGUAUGUGCACGAGCCGACAGCAGGUGCUGCUGCAUCGGCUCAAGCUAGUACACCCCAGGCUGUUGCUCAGAGUAGCAACAGCGACAAUGAGAGUGAUGUUGAAGCUGAACCUGAUGGCAGCCGCACAUGUGUCGAGUGUGAAAAGCCUGGCGAGGCCGUGUGGAAAUGUGCAAAGUGUGACAACUCACUUUACUGUGAUGACUGUAAUGCGACGGUACAUCGUGCCCGCGUGAUGGCGAAACACAAGCGCAUUAAACUUCCAUCAUUGCCGAAGCUGCCGCGCUGUGGCGAAUGUGAGUCAAAGACUGCUAAUGUGCGCUGCGAGCAGUGCGAAGUUCCAUUUUGUGCAUCGUGUGAUGCUAGUGUGCAUCAGUUUAAGAGUUUGCGAAAGCACGUUCGUGUGAAACUAUCUGCGAAUAUCAGUAAGACACAACCGAAUGCUAAGGAGGCUACACAAGAGCAUAUGGCAGCAAAGAAAAAGGAAAGUCACAUAGUGGAAUCUAUGCCACAGGUCAUUGACCCAGUGCUUUACGUCGAAAGCGUACCGCAGCUUGAGUUUUCUAGUGACUCGGCAUCUGAGUCAGAAGACGAAGAGGUGAUGAAAGAAGUCUUGCCUUUUCAGGGGUCCAAUGGCGAUGAGCCGAUGGCUGCUGCUUCAUCAAAAUCGGAGUCUGACGAGGACUUCGACGAUGUCAAGCCGCCACAUUUGUCUUCCGUAACGACCGCGUCUGUCGUCAAAGCACAGGCCUCUCAUUCAUCGGGCUCCGAAUCUGAAGACGAUGUUGAUGAUAUACCUGCUGCUAAGUCAUCUCUUGUAUCUACGUCAGUGCCGAAGAUGGAGUUGUCAUCCGAUUCUGACAGUUGUGACAGUGAAUCCUUUGAACCGACCCGAGACCUUUCUUCAACGUCCAAGGAAGCCUUGUCUUCCGAGUCGGAAGAUGAUUUCGAGGAUGCAGCCCCUUUGAAGUCUGCUGUACAGCCCACACCAGCUCGUAAGUCUGUUUUGGUGGCAAUAUCUUCUAAAUCCGAAAGCGGCGACAACAAUGAAGCUCCACCCAUUCACGCUGUGAAGCAACAAAAGGCAAAAAUGUCCCCCGGAUCUUCUAAUGGCUCUAAACAUGAAGCUCCGUCGAAGCCGGCGGCAAAGAAAAAGGCAUCAUCGUCCGAGUCGUCGGACUCGUCUAGCGUAGAAUCUUCAGACUCUUCCGAAGACGAAGCUCCUCAGCUUAAAUCUAUCACUCCCGCCCCUCUUCGUGCUCCCGUUCAAGUACGCAACAAGACGGCAGGUGGCAUCUCGGCUGGCAGCUCGCACACUUUGGUGAAGAAGAUUGAGGCUUAUAACAAGUCGAAUGAAGGUGGAGACUUGCAUCUGGAUGCUAACCUAAACGGGUUUGAGCGGCUGCUGGCACACGAUUGUGCUGAGCGUCUUGGUCUUGGGCACGAAAGCAUUGGCACGGGACUUGAUCGUCAUAUCAUUAUCUCUCGCCAUGGUACGAAACGUCCUGUUACAGAUUCUGGCAGAGGUCUUAAGUCCAAGAAGAGCAAGCGCCGCCGCCUUUGA
Molecule: messenger RNA, 2196 nt
Organism: Peronospora farinosa
Lineage: Eukaryota; Oomycota; Peronosporomycetes; Peronosporales; Peronosporaceae
Source: the annotation of a GenBank genome assembly